AGUUAGUUGACGCUUAGCCGCGUUCAAGGAAGGUCGUGUCAAUCAUUAUUAACGGUCACCCGUUUGACCUAAGUAAACAUCGAAUAUAUCGCGCGAUAAAAACAAUAAAAUUUAUCAGGGAAACGUUAUUGGCUAAUAUUUGCGCGACUGUCCAAGUCACAUAGUGGCCGAAAGAGUUCUAGUUACGACUGAUAACAAUUAAUCCAGUGUUUAAUUGGAAUAAAUUCGAUUACCUGCUGACUUAAAUCGUGUUUAUCGAAUGGCGCUAUCAAUCGCCGAAUAGUGACCCGUCGUUCAGUGCCUGAUAAAAGUUGAGAGUGGUUACACUUGUGUGGCGUGUGCCGGAAGAUGCCAGUGCUCGGUGAGAUGGCGGCAUCCCAAGAUAUUUGCGGCAGGUAUUACCCAGCACCGGAAUAUAUGCUGCCGGGACCGUAUAUGUGGGAGAAACAUAUCAAUCACCCGUACGCUAUGCCCUUGACUAGACUGCCUAAUGAAGAUGCACAAUGCAUCAACACAACGCAAACUUACAAUACAGAUAGUGACAUGCAGCUAGAGACCAGCAGUAGCGAAGCGAGCGCAGCCAGUUCCACGACGUUGUCCCAGCACUGCGCGAUAUGUGGCGACCGCGCCACCGGCAAGCAUUACGGGGCCUCUUCAUGCGACGGCUGCAAGGGCUUCUUCAGACGGAGCGUUCGAAAGAAUCAUUUAUACACAUGCAGGUUUAGCAGAAAUUGCGUUGUUGAUAAGGACAAAAGAAAUCAAUGCAGAUACUGUAGACUUAGAAAAUGUUUCAAGGCCGGCAUGAAAAAGGAAGCCGUACAGAACGAACGAGACCGUAUAAAUUGCAGACGGCCGUCGUACGAGGAACCCACACAAGCCAAUGGACUCUCCGUAGUGUCGCUUCUCAACGCUGAAUUACUAAGCAGGAAGGUUAUUGAUGAGACGAACAACGUGUCGGACGCAGAAAUCAAUAACAGAAAGCUGGCGAAGAUAAACGACGUCUGCGAUUCCAUCAAACAACAGCUGCUCAUACUCGUGGAGUGGGCCAAGUACAUCCCCGCCUUCACGGAGCUACACCUGGACGAUCAGGUGGCGCUGCUGCGCGCGCACGCGGGCGAGCACCUGCUGCUCGGCUGCGCGCGCCGCUCGCUGCACCUCAGCGACGUGCUGCUGCUCGGGAACAACUGCAUCAUCGCCAAGCACAACAUCGAUGGCAGAAUGGAUAUAGACAUCAGUAUGAUCGGUAUCCGAGUGAUGGACGAGAUCGUGAAGCCGCUGCGGGAGAUCGACAUCGAUGACACCGAAUUUGCGUGUCUGAAAGCCAUCGUUUUCUUCGAUCCUAACGCGAAAGGUCUCUCCCAACCGCAGAAGAUCAAGCAACUGCGCUACCAGAUCCAGAUCAACCUGGAGGACUACAUCAGUGACCGGCAGUACGACGGUCGCGGUCGGUUCGGUGAGCUGCUGCUGUGCCUGCCGCCGCUGCAGAGCAUCACGUGGCAGAUGAUCGAACAGAUACAGUUCGCCAAGCUCUUCGGGGUCGCGCACGUCGACAGCCUGCUGCAGGAGAUGUUGCUAGGAGGUGCAUCGACAGAGGCGACGCUGGAGGAGAGCGCGGCGGAGGGCGCGGGGGGCGCGGGGGCCCCGGGGGGCCCGGCCGGCGCGCUGGGGGCCGCGCUGCCGCCGCCCACGCUCUUCGACGACACGCCUUUUAAGCAGGAGCCCGACAUGAGCCCUGAACAUCCUUCGAGACUCAUGAAGACGUCUGACAUAACAUUGUUAUAGUUGAGUAACGAAGACAUGGACGGCUUUACUGUUACUGUUAUUGGAAUAUUAAAAUUAAAACAUAUAUAUUUAUAUAAAGAUUAUUAUACAAUUUAUCAAUUACAUAGUAUAUGUAAAAUAUUUUGUAUAACAUACAUAUAUCUUAAAAUCAAGGCGCAAAAUAGUAUGAAAAUGUAUGCAGGCAGCUGUAGAAGCCAUGCGUUUAUACAAUAUUGAUACGCGUAGGUUAAAUAUAUUUUAAGUGGACUGUACGACAUUAUAUAUUUUGAUGUAAAUUUAAAAUUUACGAUAUUCUAACGAAAGCCAAAUUUUCUAUGUAAUAUAUUAUAUUAUUAAGUGUAAGACCAAAAUAUUAAGUGCAAUUAUUUUGAAUAGAUUUUGGUGAAACUUUACGAUUUUAAACAAGCGAAAUAAUGACUAGCGUAACUUCUUAAGUAAAUACUGAAAACCAUUUGUAAAUAUUACAUAAGCUUCCAUCAAUGACACAUCGUAUCGACUUAUUAAAUGUAGGUGAUCGAGGUUUUUCGAAAUUAAUUUGUUUAAAUGACUAUUGGUUAUGUUUUAAAUUUAGUUACCAUUAUUUAUAAAGUAGGUGACGGUUGUAAAUUUGUUGCGUACUAUUCAAAAACGUUUGCAUGCUUUUGUUAAAACUUGCCUUCGAUAUAGGAAGAAUGAAUUUGAUUAUAUAUAUAUUUAUCUCAUAAUAUAGGAAUAGAUCUACUUUUUUACCUACUAAUGUUUGUAGUAGACUGAACUAAAAACGUAAAAAUCGUUUAUUUAUACGUCUUCUAGUUGAUUUUAUAUUUGUACCACUGUUAAUGCUCAAUGUAUUCUUGAUUUCGGAUAGGGCGGUAUCACAUUAAGCCAAAUGGUGAAAGCUAUAUUAUUAGGUAGUUAAUCGGUUUGUCUGUAGACUUACAGCUAUGUGUAAUAGGUGCCUUAUUUUCCUAGAGGUGUAUUGUUGUUGUACAUACCAUGUUAUGAAUUUAGAUUAUAUUUUAAAAUUAAAUAAUCUGUUACAAA
Vanessa tameamea is the source of this 2805-nucleotide messenger RNA. It is a transcript of the gene Hnf4, whose product is annotated as transcription factor HNF-4 homolog. The coding region runs from base 349 to 1782 and encodes 477 amino acids. Gene Ontology annotation, cellular component: nucleus. Lineage: Eukaryota; Metazoa; Arthropoda; Insecta; Lepidoptera; Nymphalidae. Gene Ontology annotation, molecular function: zinc ion binding; nuclear receptor activity; RNA polymerase II cis-regulatory region sequence-specific DNA binding. The transcript has 10 exons. Gene Ontology annotation, biological process: anatomical structure development; cell differentiation; regulation of transcription by RNA polymerase II. The record is from RefSeq and is a predicted model, not a curated record.